UGUUUGAAAGUGCUUUACUGGUAAAUGUGGCUUGGCUGUAAACGGUGGGCUGUGUCAUUUGUGGUUAAAAUCUAAAAAUGUCCACCAAUGCACACACACACAAGGCGAGCAUAGCAUUGUAGGUCAGCUUCCUGUCACAUGCUUCUCAGUUCACCUUCAACAGCAGCAGCAGGAUGUUACAAACCAUCAGCAGGCAGAAACAUGAUUCGGAGGGUUUGGGUCAGUUUGGUUCUGGUGAACCUCCUGUGGAUCCUCUUCUUUUCAACACCAGAUUCUUUUUUGGUGUUUGUCGAGAAAAGAAGCAGCAGCUCUGAGAAGGCGGAGUUUUGUAUGACACAUAAAUUCGAUUUUAACUGGACACCAACAGAAAGGGAAGUCAUCACCACCGGCACGACUCUGCAAGCAAGUGGGAAGAGUGAAGACUUUAACUCCAUGGACAAGUGUCUCACAAGUGCUGCACCUCAAAUGAAAAUCAACAUCAACCCAGAAGUAAAACCAAAUGUCAACAUCAACCCAGAAGUAAAACCAAAGGUCAACAUCAACCCACCUGAGCAGCGGGAUGUGAACCUCAACCAAAGACGUUUUAACAGUCCAAAUGUUGCUCUUCACUGCUGCUUUACGUUUUCUAUAAGAAUGGUGGCAAAAGAACAGAUCCGUUCAUACUACAUCACCGGUCGCCACUGCUCAAAGUCUGCAGUCUUGUUCGUCAUGAUGUCAGGAAGUUACAUCUGUGUGAAUCCAAAGCUCUUCUGGGUCCAGAAGAUCAUGAAGGAUCUAGACAAAAAAAGAUUUUAAAGGCACCAAGAGCCCAAUUUUGUUUUUUUUGAUUUUUUGCUUACAGUGGAGAUAGAUUAUGAUUAUUUUAUGCUUUGAUAAUUUUGUCUGUUUGUGCAUGUCAAAAAAACAACUGACAGCCUCUAACUUUUAUUGUGGUUUCUCUUUUUGGAAAGACACAAAACAUCAACACAAAGUCAAAAACAGAAGAAGAAGAAAAGCCAGAUUAAAUCAGAAUUACAAACCACCUUGUAUGGCAUUCAGAAUGUUGUUUGCUCAACCCUAAAAAAAACCAUGAGUUGUAACUUGGUCAAUGUAUAAUGGAAUAAUAUAUAAUCACAAUAUAUACUAUAAUCUAAAAAAUCUGUAAACUUUCUUUCUAAUUGUUUUGCCGUUUCAAUUUCUCCUGUUGUUCCAAACAGCCUUUGCUCCAAUUCAGCAAAUCUAACAGUGACAGGAAUCUGGGUUUCAUAAAAAUGAACGUUGAUCUGUUUAAAAAUGUUCAUAGAAACAGGAAGAUUACAGGAAAAAAAUGAACAUUUAACAUCAGAAGAACACAGAUUGACAUAAGCGUGUGACUGUUGAGUCUUUUGAGUUUUGAAUCUCUGUCACAAACUGAGACGAGCUCAAUCAGAACUAGUCAACAUUCGCAGAAUAAAAAAAAAAAA
Xiphophorus hellerii (green swordtail) is the source of this 1442-nucleotide messenger RNA. RefSeq lists its product as uncharacterized. Gene Ontology annotation, molecular function: chemokine activity. The record is from RefSeq and is a predicted model, not a curated record. The transcript has 6 exons. Gene Ontology annotation, cellular component: extracellular region. Bases 139 to 795 code for a protein of 218 amino acids. Gene Ontology annotation, biological process: immune response. NCBI's taxonomy places the organism in Eukaryota, Metazoa, Chordata, Actinopteri, Cyprinodontiformes, Poeciliidae.